This is a messenger RNA of Anopheles aquasalis, 3748 nucleotides long. RefSeq names its product zinc finger protein 3 homolog. Gene Ontology annotation, cellular component: nucleus. Lineage: Eukaryota; Metazoa; Arthropoda; Insecta; Diptera; Culicidae. Gene Ontology annotation, biological process: regulation of transcription by RNA polymerase II. Gene Ontology annotation, molecular function: DNA-binding transcription factor activity, RNA polymerase II-specific. The record is from RefSeq and is a predicted model, not a curated record.
AAAGAUGAGUUUCGAUAGUCCGUUCGUGAAGAAGGAGAACCACUGUAAAAUAUGCGAAACCACGGAAGGCCCAAUGGAAUCCAUUUUCUGCGAACCGGGCAACACCGAACUGCUGGAGAAAAUCUACCGGAGCACCCGUGUCGAGGUCACGCCGGUGUGUGGGUUGAUAUCACCGAUAUGUGCACCCUGCCACCAGCGGAUCGAUGCAUUCGAUAUGAACGCACCACCGAAAGUGGUUGAGUUUAUCAUCAAAACAGAGGAAGAACCGGAACCACUGGAAUACGAUCCUCUGAACGUGCACGAUCCGGUGGCCGUGGAUCAGGAAUCGACCGUGGACGCACUGGCACUCGGUGAUGACUAUCCGUUCUACUCAACUGUACAGAUAAAGACUGCUCACAACAACCGGAAAGGUCGCCGUUUAAGACCACGAACUCGAAGGAAACGUGAACCUAGCUCCUCGGAACCAUCUGAAUCAGACGGGGCAUCAGAAUCGGAAAAUAUUGACGAUAGUCCUACGAGGGACCAGCAUGUUACGCGGAACUCGAAACUGACCAACGUGUCAGCGUUGGCAGAGGAUGAGGAAAGUGAAGCAGCUUCCGCAAAUCCGUCGGAUGAAGAGUCUGUAUCGGUGAAGAGUAGCUCCGAGAGUCAGCAGGAGCAACGCAAGGAUAGUAAACCGAAACGUGCCAAAACGCGUAGCCGGACCUCUUCACCCCGAGGUGGACGUCGAAAAUUGGGUUCGUCUACUGGUAAGAAACUGGCCGUACCGGGUCAGUGUGAGGUCUGUGGGAAGACGGUAUCGUAUAUGCGUGAGCAUAUGCGUAUGCACCGGAUCGAACAGCAACAUCCGUGCCCGUACUGUGAUCGUACGUUCGUGCAGGCGAACAAUCUAAAGUACCACAUCCGGAAGCAUCUCGGCCAGAAACCGUACGCCUGCCAGCAGUGCGAGAAGACGUUCUACUGUGAGGCUCACCUGAAGUCGCAUAUGCGCGUGCACGGACCACAGGGCCUUUUCCAGUGUUCGCUCUGUCCGAAGAGCUUCAAUCAGGAGUGCAAUCUGAAGAAGCACCUGCGGGUGCACACGGGUGAGAAACCGUACGGGUGUGAAACGUGUGGCAAACGCUUCAAUAGUACCUCGAACCUGCGGAACCACACACGGUUGCAUGCGGACGAGCGACCGUUAACGUGCACGCACUGCAUGAAGAGCUUCGUCGAUGUGCAGCAUCUGCAGCGACACAUCCGUGUGCAUACCGGAGAACGACCAUACAUUUGUCACGUUUGCACGAAUGCCUUCUACUGCCAGUUCGGUCUGAUGGAGCAUCUGAAAACGCACAUCGAGAAGAAUACUUUGCAGCUCGAGACUGGCAUAACGAGCGGCGUGUAAAUGACGAUCUCACGGAGGGAAAGAGAGUCGAUCUGUUUUUAAUUAUGUGAUGGUUGAUAGCGGGGCCAACAGUUAGGAGCAUAGUAACCUUACUACUAAUAAAGUCCAUUUAAAAGCAAAAAACAGUUAGCAAAAAAGUUUCAGAACCGAAACAAGAACGAAUCGAACCCGUGCGAAUCGACAUUUAAGUGUAUCUUUCCCAUCUUUAUUACCACCAUUUUCGGCCUGGUUUUUUUUUUGUAUUUUAAAUACAUGAAUUAAAAAUAAGUGUUCUUCUUCUUCUUCUUUUUGAUGGUAUCUCCAGUUCCACUUGUGUUUUGUUUUGCUUUUCUUUAGUGUUUAGUGUGGAUGUGUGUUUUUAAUCAUUCGUUACCUAGUUCUGCGUGUGUUGCUGGUUUGUGUUUAAAUUUGUUUCUUUUUUACACAUUUAUUAUCCCCUCGCAUCUACUCGAGCAACACCAGGAGCUAGAAGGCGGGGAACAUCCUUUUUUUCGCUGAUUAUCUCCAAUCUCCUGGCCCUCCCGGUGGCGUGUAUACACAAUUCACCAGGUUUAUCGCUUUGCUAUUGGUUUCUUUUUUUUUGUUUUAAAAUAUAUCGCCACGCGUCUCGCUAUUCUGUUGCUAGUGUGUUUAUGUUGUUUGUAUGAUGUGUUUAUGUGUUCACAGAUUCUAAUACGAGAGAGUUGUACGUUUUUUUUUGUUGUUGUUAAGAGCUUAAAAUUCCAUUCCGUCUGCCUUUGUUUUCCACUCUACACUCGCACUGUUUAAGGUUCCUUCAACCCGUUCGAACGUUACUAUCGCAUUUUGUGAGUUCUCUUUCCGUUUGUUUAACCUUCCUAUAUGUAGUUGUAUAUGUAUAUAUGUAUAUAUAUUUCCCCCCCUCAUCUUCACAUGGUUUCUACAAAUGAUUUGUUAUACUAGAUCCAUUUAGGUAUGUAUAUAUAUACUCUGCAGUGUUAACACAAAACUUAACAGCAAGCUUAGCGCACGCGCGAGAUACAUGGAACAGAGGGGUUUAUGUUUUAAGAAAACAAUUUACAAGACGGUAACCACGGCGUGCGCCAUUCGCCAGACUCGUGUCGUGCGCCUCCAUGACUGCAAAACAAGCAUUGAACCACUCGUCUCCCACCCUGGCAUUAACAAUAAUCGGCCGGAUACCAUGUGCUCACUCUAAACCACAAGGAUGCACGGUGACAGAUAAGCCUCCAAAACAUGACCACCUGCCCCCUAAUAUUCUCCCAUCCCCUAUCACACAAACGGAGUUUACGUUCUUUCCACCACGGUCACGCCCGUCUGCACGGCACACCCCCACUCCGGGUAGCCCUCGCCUACACACUCCCAUACCGACGGAUCCGAGAUGCGAUGUGUUUGUUUUCUUUAUUUAUUACUAACGACUUUUACAUUACAAAAACAGAAACAGAAGAGACGGGAAGAGUAUGAACAAUAUUAGAAGAGAUAAUAAAACAAAAAACCAAUGCUAUUAAGUAGUGGUAAGUAGUAGUAAAUAGUAAACUUAAACGUUCUAGCCCUUUUCGCGGAAAGAAAGGAGGAGAUUGUGAGCGGAGGUGUAUCUGAGAGGGGAGAAACAAAUCAGAACAAUUGAAACUGUACAACGGAAAACGGUAGCACGACGGACACGAGAGACAAAGUGAAGAAGAAGGGAGGAGAAUAGAAAUGGAAAGUAAUGGAAACCUAGAGAAUUUACGUUCCGGGAGAUCUCGUGUCCGUUGCUCCGGUAUUCCUCACUCGCCAGCUCUCGAGCUCUCGUUCUACUAAACUUAACCACCGAUAAACGAUCUCUUACAGGCUAGCACGAAAUAAAAUAAUAAGUUUACAGUUAGAUACUUUAAUAUGUAUAUAUAUAUAGACGUAUGUAUAUCGUAUGUAUGUAUAUAAAAAAACAGAUUUUUCUCUGAAAACACAUUAAGGUAAGGUACCCAAUUUUUUUGCAUAUUUUUUGCUUUGUUUGCGCGAGCUGCAAUCCUCGCACUUCCCGCCUAAUAUCUUAACCGACGGUCUCUCGCUCAUUCACCUCUGCCUGUUGCUACUUGCUGGUUGCUUAACAACGCUGCUUUAGCUUCGCACAUAGCCUGCUUACCUUAGCUUACCUAACUUACGACACUUUUAAUGGUAGUUUCCGUUCUCACCCGUUCUCGCUCGCUAGUUCUUAUCGUGUCCUUUCAACGCCCCUCUUCUUCUUCUUCGUCUUCUUCUUCUUCUGGUCAAGUGUGAUGUUUCGUGUUGUGACAUCUUUAUCCUUUUUUUUUAAAGCUAUGCCCCAUGGUAAGCUUUACCGCCAGAUUUUGCAACGUGGCCAUGUGUUUCAGAACGUAUUCUUAUUCUUGUAUCGCACCAGCGGUGUUU